UGGCAUCGUAAAACCUUGAGCAUCCUGGAAACAGUGCCAUGUGGGUUAUAGCACUACGCGAUACUUAAAGAAGUACCAUCUCGUGAGUGCAGUAAACAGAUGAAGACACCGUGUCGCGAAAACAUUACGGCAACGGUCAGCGCAGCCUCAGAUGUCAAGGAGCAACUUUAACCCAAAAUAUCCUUCGAUUUACGGAAGAUGGGGAGCAUAGGGAAAUGUCUGCUCGAUAAAGACAUGCUACUUGUGCACAUGUACAGUUUAUAUACAGGAGGGCGCGAAGUCUUAGCUGGAGAAAGAACGGCAGAGAAGGAACAAAAGAGUAAGCGCGCUCAAGAAUAUCUCCGGGAGUAGCGGCUCGUGGCUCUUGUGUAGCCAACUACACGCGCUCUCCGUUCUCAAGCAGUGACAAGCGUCAAACUACCUAUAUCACUACAAGCGACAAUGGCUCACGAACAAGGGGUUUGGGGGUCAAGGUCCUUCAAAAUGCGUUGUGAUGACCAUCACAGAGUGCAAAACGAGGAAAUGCACAAAUUACCUUCAAGCACGACAGUGAAAAAGGACUCGGCAAUUCAUCUUUCUCCACUAACACACAUGUUCUGAAAUACACCGUUACUUUCCCAUGUAGCCGAUUGAAAAAACCGGAACGAAGCAGUCUAGCAACAAGAAAGACCUGGACACUUAUAAACCCUUUUUCAUAAAAGCCUCUAUCAAGGCAUACUUCUCUGUGUUAAACUAUCUUCACAGACUCGCUGCGCGGUGAAGUUGAUUUCCAAAGGAAACGGAAGAGAGAAGAAAGGAAAGAGGAAGAAGAGAAGAGAAGAGAAGAGAGGGAUGAACAAUGGAAUAUGGAGAGAGGGAAGACCCAGACACAAAGCAUGGGGACAGACAGGCAGAUCCUUUGAGUGUGUAGUCUGUGAUACCGGCCCUCUGAGACACUGUCUGCCCCGUUGUCCUCUGACAUCAUGAGCUGGAGCUUCCUGACGCGCUUGCUGGAGGAGAUCCAGAACCACUCCACCUUCGUGGGGAAGCUGUGGCUCACCGUCCUUAUCGUCUUCCGCAUCGUGCUGACGGCCGUGGGCGGCGAGAGCAUCUACUACGACGAGCAAAGCAAGUUUGUGUGCAACUCGGGCCAGCCGGGCUGUGAGAAUGUCUGCUACGACGCCUUUGCGCCCCUUUCGCACGUGCGCUUCUGGGUCUUCCAAAUCAUCCUGUCCGCCAUGCCUUCGCUCAUGUACAUGGGCUAUGCCGCUAACAAGAUCGCCAAGAUGGAGGACAUACGGGGCGGAGGGUCAGGAGCGUCGGGAGGCACUGGGACGAGCACCGGGGGUGGUGGCGGCUACACGCACCGCCGACCCAGGAAGAUGUACUUUGGAGCGCGCAAUAACCGGAGUGGGAUGGAGGAAGGCGAGGAGGAGCAGGAGGAUGACCCUAUGAUCUACGAGGUGCCUGAGCCAGAGCCUCCACGGCGAGACCUCAUGCCUCCGCGGCCCAAGCCCAAGACGCGCCACGACGGACGGCGGCGCAUCCGUGACGAUGGGCUCAUGCGCAUUUAUGUGCUUCAGCUGGUGACGCGCACGGCGCUGGAGGCCGGCUUCCUGGCAGGCCAGUACCUGCUGUACGGCUUCCGCGUGGCCCCGGUGUUCGUGUGCUCAGGCAAGCCGUGCCCGCACAACGUGGACUGCUUCGUGUCACGGCCCACAGAGAAGACCAUCUUCCUGCGCAUCAUGUAUGGCGUCACGUGCCUCUGUCUCACACUCAACGUCUGGGAGAUGCUGCACCUGGGCAUCGGCACCAUCACUGACAUCAUCCGCCGCCGGAGGGCCAGGCCGCCCGACGACGAGUACCAGCUGGGGCUGCUGGCAACGGCCGGCGUGUCCGUUGGCGUAGGGGGCACCGGCGGACCGCUCAGUGAGGGUGAGGGCACUGGCGGCGUCGGGGGAGCGGGCGGCGCCGACUACGUGGGAUACCCGUUCUCCUGGAACACGCCGUCGGCGCCGCCGGGCUACAACAUCGUGGUUAAACCCGAGGCCAUGCCCUACACGGACCUGAGCAACGCCAAGAUGGCGUGCAAGCAGAACCGCGAGAACAUUGCACAGGAGCAGCAGCAGUACGGUUCCAACGAGGACAACUUCCCCACGGGCGCGGAGCCGCGCGCACCGCCCCUCAACAACAAGGACGUCAUCAUCCAGCAGGCGCACGAUCAGCUGGAGGCCGCCAUACAGGCCUACAGCCAGCACCACGGCGGCCAUCAGCAAGAUGACACACACCGAAGCGGAGGCGGGGGUGCCGAUGACGAUGACAAGCCGCAGAGCAACAUCACCCCUGCGCAGAGGGAACGCAAGCACCACCACCGGGCCAAGUCUGGGAGGGGAGGAGGCAGCGCUGGGAGUGGGGGAGGGAGCAGUAGCAACAGCAGCAGCAAAUCAGGAGAGGGCAAGCCAUCUGUGUGGAUCUGAUACCUGCAUUACACUAGUAUCCAAUAUAUAGAUAUAGAAUAUAUAAUACGAAUAUACAACUUUAUAUAUA
Alosa sapidissima (American shad) is the source of this 2526-nucleotide messenger RNA. It is a transcript of the gene gjc1, whose product is annotated as gap junction protein gamma 1. Gene Ontology annotation, cellular component: connexin complex. NCBI's taxonomy places the organism in Eukaryota, Metazoa, Chordata, Actinopteri, Clupeiformes, Clupeidae. Gene Ontology annotation, biological process: cell communication. The coding region runs from base 963 to 2456 and encodes 497 amino acids. The record is from RefSeq and is a predicted model, not a curated record. The transcript has 3 exons.